AUGGAGUGUCCAAAUCAAACAGCACCAAAUAGAUUUAUCCUGUCUGGAUUUCCAUAUCCAGAAGAACUAGAGGUCCCCUUGCUUCUCUUCUUCUCAAUCAUGUUCAUCUUGACUCUUUCUGGAAAUGCCCUGAUCAUCGGGGUGAUGAUCUCCAACCUUCAACUGCACAAGCCCAUGUACUGGUUCCUGUGUCAUCUCUCCAUCCUGGACAUGGCCUUCUCAGCUGUGGUGGUUCCCAAAGUGAUGGCAGGAUUCACUCCGGGUGGAAAAAUCAUCUCUUAUGGAGGAUGUGUGUCUCAGCUCUUCUUCUUUCAUUUCAUUGGCUGUGCAGAGUGUUUUCUUUACACCUUGAUGGCUUACGACCGCUUCUUGGCCAUUUGUAAACCCCUCCAUUAUACCAACAUCAUGAGCUGGAAAGCCUGCCUCUUCCUCUCCUUGGGUACCAUAAUUGGUGGCUGCCUCAAUUCUGCACUUCUGACGUCCCUCACCUUUCAUUUGCCUUAUGGAGAGGACAACUAUGUUGACUAUGUCUUUUGUGACAUUCCUGCAAUGCUGAGGCUGUCUUGUGCUGACGUACAAUUUAAUGAGUUGAUGAGCAUCGUUGACGUGAGCUUUAUAACAAUGACCUGCUUUCUCCUCAUCUUAGCCUCUUAUGCUUACAUCCUCACAGCCAUUUUGAAGAUCAGUAGCAGUGAAGGACGGCAAAGGGCCUUCUCCACAUGCACUGCCCAUCUUACUGUGGUGUUUAUUUAUUACCUGCCUUUGUUUUAUCAUUAUAUGAGACUAGGUUCUCAGGACUCUAUGGAUAGUGUGGUAAGUGUAUUCUACACCACCAUCACUCCUUUGUUGAACCCCGUGAUAUACACACUUAGGAACAAAGACAUUAAAAUGGCUCUGGUGAAACUUUGGGUGGUGAAUCCAGAAUAG
This is a messenger RNA of Pantherophis guttatus, 927 nucleotides long. Its product is annotated as olfactory receptor 10G6-like. Lineage: Eukaryota; Metazoa; Chordata; Lepidosauria; Squamata; Colubridae. The record is from RefSeq and is a predicted model, not a curated record. Gene Ontology annotation, biological process: G protein-coupled receptor signaling pathway. Gene Ontology annotation, cellular component: membrane. Gene Ontology annotation, molecular function: G protein-coupled receptor activity; olfactory receptor activity.